Molecule: messenger RNA, 694 nt
Organism: Eutrema salsugineum
Lineage: Eukaryota; Viridiplantae; Streptophyta; Magnoliopsida; Brassicales; Brassicaceae
Product: 60S ribosomal protein L26-1
Exons: 1
Coding region: 67-507 (146 amino acids)
Biological process (GO): cytoplasmic translation; ribosomal large subunit biogenesis
Cellular component (GO): ribosome; cytosolic large ribosomal subunit
Molecular function (GO): RNA binding; structural constituent of ribosome
Source: RefSeq, a predicted model, not a curated record
CGCUUCCUCCUUCACAGAAACAAAACCCUAGAGAAGAGAGAGUUUCUCAAAAAACCGGCGGCGAAGAUGAAGUACAACCCUCGCGUGACCUCCUCUCGCAGGAAGAACAGGAAGGCUCAUUUCACUGCCUCAUCAAGCGAGAGGCGUGUGAUUAUGAGCUCGCCGCUCUCCGCCGACCUUCGCCAGAAGUACAACGUCAGAUCUAUGCCGAUCCGCAAAGACGACGAGGUCCAGAUCGUUCGUGGGACGUACAAGGGACGUGAAGGAAAGGUCGUUCAGGUUUACCGUCGCAAGUGGGUGAUUCACAUCGAGAGGAUCACGAGGGAGAAGGUGAACGGAACCACCGUGAACGUCGGUGUUCAGCCGUCGAAAGUGGUGAUUACGAAGCUGCGUCUCGACAAGGACAGGAAAUCGCUCUUGGAGAGGAAGGCUAAGGGUCGUGCUGCUGCGGAUAAGGAAAAGGGAACCAAGUUCACUUCUGAGGAUAUUAUGCAGAACGUUGAUUAAGAAAGAGAGAGAUAAAAUCUUUUUAGAACUUUCCCAAGAAGAUUUUUCGUAAGGUUUUAUCUUUUUUUUUUUAGUGCUUCUUUUAAAAUUUUUGUUUUUGUCGAAUGUUUAUCAGUGUUUGCAGACAUGAUGAGAGCCUAUCUUUUCGUUUCAAAACUAUUAUGAAGUAUUUAUCUCUUUUGCCAUU